CUGUAGGGAUGGACGCGCGGGAUUCUUCUCUAGGAGACAAUGCGUAAAAGAGAAAUACUGUCCGAGGACGCGCAAAGUAUAUUAUAGGGGGUGCGAUGCUUUUAAACCAACCAAACCUCCUCUCUUUGAAUCUAUCCGCUAUCACAUAGACGACACAUCCCGACUGCUCGGCUGAGGAGGAGGGGGGGGUCGGGGAGAGGAGAGGAAGAGAGAAAAAUGAAAAGUUGAAUGGCUACUAGAGGACACCUGGGUGCGUCAGGACAGGAGGGGUGACAAGAGAGGAGCGGACGAGACGAGACGAGCGAAGCGCAGCGCAGCUCAGUGGAGAGAGGAAAAGAAAGUUGGGAAGCAAGUUGAUGCAACCGGAGGUGGUUUAGAGUCCGAGCCGCGGUGUGUCUGUAGGACAGAGAGAGGAGAGGAGAUCCACCAGAGAGUCAGCGGUGUCUUGUGAGACAAUAUAGAGAAAGAGAGAGAGGGGAUCUACUUUUACGCACCGGAGAGGAGGCGACUCGUCCUGCGGCUUGGAGACCUGAAGAGACACCGCUAGACCGAAAAACAACAACACAAUGACGAAAAGCUGGAGAACGCGCCUGGGCAAAGACAAUUUGUAGUUUUAUUUUUUAUUUAACAAGUCGAGUUUUUGGUCGAGCACAGCUUUUUUUAUAUAUUUUUACGCGGAGUUUUCAUCACUUUUCCUCCGAUAGCAGCGCAGUUUAUUCUCCCCAGAGGUUUUAUCUGCCUCACACCGGUGCGUAAAGAGUUCCAACGAUCUUGGAUGGGUCAGGCCAUGUAAAAUUCUGCGUGGAUGCCAGCAAGCCAGAUAUCGGGAGCUGGCUGAAGCACAUCCAGUUUGCCCCUGCGGCCAAGCAGCAUAACCUGACAGCGUGCCAGAUAGAUGAUCAGAUCUUCUACAAAGUCACCAGUGAGAUUUUCCCCGGUGAGGAGCUGCUACUUUUCAUGAAGGCUGAAGAGUAUUCAUGUGACACCAUGGCUCCCGAUAUUCAUGAGGAGAGGCAGUACCGCUGUGAAGACUGUGACCAGCACUUUGAGUCCCGCAACCAGCUGCUGGACCACCAGAAGCAGCCGUGUGGGAUGCCCCCCUCCUCCUUCCUCAACCCAGGAGGGGAUAGUGACCUGCAGGCCCAAGACUUGCGACCCAUCCACUUGUCCCACGGUCCUCCACACGAGUGUAAGGAGUGUGACCAGGUCUUCCCCGAUAUCCAGAGUCUGGAGGCCCACACUCUGUCCCACUCUGAGGAGAGGGAAUACAAGUGUGACCAGUGUCCCAAGGCCUUCAACUGGAAAUCAAACCUGAUCCGACAUCAGAUGUCGCACGACAACGGCAAGCACUACGAAUGUGAAAACUGCUCAAAGCAGGUGUUCACAGACCCCAGUAACCUGCAGAGGCACAUCCGCUCACAGCACGUCGGGGCGCGGGCCCACGCCUGUGCCGACUGCGGCAAGACGUUCGCAACGUCUUCGGGCCUCAAGCAGCAUAAGCACAUCCACAGCAGUGUCAAGCCCUUCAUGUGUAAGUCACUAAGACCCUACCUAUGCGAGGUAUGCCACAAGUCCUACACCCAGUUCUCUAACCUGUGCCGCCACAAACGCAUGCACGCUGACUGCCGCACGCAGAUCAAGUGCAAGGACUGUGGGCAGAUGUUCAGCACCACGUCCUCCCUCAACAAGCACCGGCGCUUCUGUGAAGGGAAAAACCAUUUCACAGCAGGGGGAUUGUUUGCCCAGGGUAUGCCGCUCCCUGGCGCCCCAGGCUUGGACAAAACAGCUCUGACGAUGGGCCACACCGGUGCUGGGCUGGCUGAUUACUUUGGGGCCAGUCGCCAUCACGGCGGGCUUACCUUCCCUGCUGCUCCAGCGUUUCCGUUCAGCUUCCCCGGCCUCUUCCCCUCUGGACUCUACCACCGGCCGCCGCUCAUUCCUGCCUCCUCUCCUAUCAGACAAGCAGUCCAUGCGCAUCUCGCUGGGCCUGGUGGCGAUCUGAGUAAGAGCCCGCUGCUGCCCCCGAGCCCUGGACUUCUGGAGUCCCGGGAGCUCCUCAAGGCUCUACGUAAAGAUGGCGGCGCACCUGGCAACCAGAUGCCAGGUUCGGAGCUCCACAUCCAGAGCUCCUCGUCCUCCGCGAAGCAGCGGAGCAAGCAGAGCGACCAGUCCGAGAGCAGCGACCUGGACGACGUGAGCACGCCCAGUGGAAGCGAUAUGGAGAGCACGUCGGGCUCCGAGCUGGAGAGCGACAUGGACAGUGAGAGGGAAAGGGGGGCUGCUAGAGAAAAUGGCAAAGGCCCCAAGAGGAAGGCCAGUGAAGGAGGCCCCCAGAGCCCCAGCCUGACCGGCAGCAGCGCUGCUAAAGACUUUCCAGGCCCCUCCCUCAUCCCAUCCUCGCUGGACGAGCACACAGCCGUUACAGGGGCUGUGAAUGACUCUAUUAAGGCCAUUGCCUCUAUUGCUGAGAAGUACUUUGGCUCCACGGGGCUGGCUGGUCUGCAGGACAAGAAGGUCGGGGCCCUGCCCUACCCCUCCAUGUUCCCACUGCCUUUCUUCCCAGCUUUCUCUCCUCCAGUUUACCCUUUUCCAGACAGGGACCUUAGACCUCCAGGCCUGAAGGGCGAGCCACAGCCUCCAGCAGAUGACUGCAAGAAGGCCCAGAAGGGCAAAUCUUCAUCCGAGUCACCGUUUGACCUCACUACUAAGCGAAAGAUGGAGAAGUCCGCCACGUUCACCCCCUCCAAACCAGGGGCCUCCAACUCCACUGGUCAGGAUCAGCCGCUAGACCUGAGCCUGGGGUCCAGGGGCCGUGGAGGCAAUCCAAGAGAGGAGGAGACAAAGAAUAACAUGGGGUAUGAGGAGGAGAAGGCAGUGGUGGAGAUCCCAAAAGCUGACACCUCCUUACAGCAUGCCAGGCCCACCCCUUUCUUCAUGGAUCCAAUCUACAGCAGGGUUGAGAAGAGGAGAAUGAGCGAUCCGUUUGAGACUCUGAAAGACAAGUACAUGCGGCCGGCUCCAGGCUUCCUCUUCCAUCCUCAGUUUCGUUUGCCAGAUCAGAGAACUUGGAUGUCGGCCAUCGAGAACAUGGCAGAGAAGCUGGAGACGUUUGGCUCCCUGAAGCCGGAGUCUGGUGACUUGCUGCGCUCCGUCCCCUCCAUGUUCGACUUCAGAGCCCCGCCCUCUGCACUUCCAGAGACGCUGCUGCGCAAGGGCAAGGAGCGCUACACAUGCAGAUAUUGUGGGAAAAUAUUCCCGCGCUCCGCCAACCUGACCCGCCACCUCAGGACUCAUACAGGAGAGCAACCAUAUAGGUGUAAAUACUGCGACCGUUCCUUCAGCAUCUCCUCCAACCUGCAACGUCACAUUCGCAACAUCCACAACAAGGAAAAGCCCUUCAAGUGCCACUUGUGCGAUCGUUGCUUCGGUCAGCAGACCAACCUGGACCGCCACCUCAAGAAGCACGAGAACGGCAACCUGUCAGGCACUGCGAUGUCGUCCCCACGGUCUGAACUGGACAGUGGCAGCGCCAUAUUGGAUGACAAAGAAGACUCUUAUUUCAAUGAAAUAAGAAAUUUCAUCAGCAACACAAACCAGAACCAGACAUCACCGGACCCCUCAGAGGAAGGGUUAAAUGGCGGUCAAUUUGAAGAAGAGAAGCCGCUGAUGGCCAGCCAGGGGUCACGUGACCUGGAAGACGAGGAAGCGGAGGAGCUCGUUGCCGAUGAAGAAGAAGGGGACGAGCCUAGCAACACCCCUGGGAAACAGAAAGACGAGGUGCUUCCUGGUAGCCUCAGCGACGACAUAAUACAAGACGAGAUGGACUUCAGUGGACGCAACGACUUAAACCUCAACUGCAAAACCUCUCCUAGGAGGUAUAAGGACGAGGAGGAGCAGAGUGGCUACUCAGCCUUGGAUCAUAUUCGUCACUUUUCAGACAUGCGCAAGUUGGAGGAGAGCGAGCUGAGUGACGGAGAUGGAGACGAGGACGAUGGAUCGUUUGGCUCCCCCUCUCUGACUGACGCAGUCAAACAGCCGCUCUUUAGGAAAUCUAAGUCUCAGGCGUACGCCAUGAUGUUGUCUCUGGCUGAAAAGGACUCUCUCCACCCGGCCUCCCACACCCCGGCCACCAUGUGGCACAGUCUGGCACGGGCUGCUGCUGAAUCCAGUGCCAUCCAGUCCCUCAGCCACGUAUGAUGACACACCCCUUUGCGCUUUCCUUUCACCUUUCAACCCCCCGAACCUGACAAAACCUGACCUAUGGCACUGGGAGCCCGUUGCAGGGGGCUAUGUGCGGUGGCCCCUGAUCGUCCACAGAGUGACUGCUGAGCAGAACCACAGCCCAUCUGACUGCUGAGCGGAGCGCCUCACACACAAAGCAGGGUCACUGCUGUCCACGCAGAACCCAGCCCCCCAAAAAACCUCCAACAGAUAGAGAGAAAAUGUCCCUCUGAGACCUUAAAAUUCUUACAUUAACACCAACCAGGAUGAUAGCAAUGUGGUGAAAAUAAUAAUAAGUAAUAAUAGCUGUAUUUAUUCUGCUGAAUUUCUAUGUUUUGCACAGCAAAGGCAGCUGGUGGACAUGGAAGAUGGAUGUGCUGAUGUAUCAUUGCUAUACUGCAUUUAUUGCCCAGCACAUAGAAGACAUGGAGAACAUUUUACGCUGAGAGGGCGAGUUCGGUUGUGUCUCUAAGACAGCCUUACUGUGUGUAAGUAAAGCCCUGGACAAAAAGUAUCUUUAAAAUAUAUUACAAGAAUUCCCUUUAACCCCCAGAGAUCCACAGGUGUUUCUCAUAAAUACAUGUACUUGAUGAUAAAAAAUGAAGGGUGGGGUGAGCAACCUCAAAUGAAAACCGCUCCAUGUAAGGACAGCGCUAGCGGCGCUUUAAUAUCACUGAAGUCAUUGAAGAACAAAUUUUAAAAAAGUAAUUGUUUAAACUGAAAUCAGGCCAGUUUCCCAUCUGCGUUUUCAUAGCUGCGUGUGUCUGCACAAUCAUAGCACUGUACACAAGUGUCUACCAACUGCACUCCAUCCUGCCCGCCUGCGCUAUCUGUGAAAGGAUAUAAAUAGAUUGUCUUUUUAGUGGAAGAGAAGAAAACACUUUUUUUUUUUUUUUUUACUGAAAUAAGUAGCCAGUGCUGAAGUUAAUUGUUGUUCUGUAAAGGGCAUAUGUCUUUUUUCCAAACCCUUGAAUCCAUCCUAGUCAGCCAACAAUACCACUAAAUAGCCUGAAUGCUAGUCGUUAGCUACUCCAUGCUCGUGUGUCUUUCAUUUUUAGACAAUCAUGAUUUUGUUUCCUUUUUUGUUUUUGUUGGUGUUGUUGUUGUUAUUUGCUGUUGUAUGUUGAGAAUUGUAUUUAUUUCUUGGCAAACUGUAGUUUGUUUACUGAAUAGCACUGCUCUUAGCCCAGGUGAAGGGGAGAUUCCUCGCCGGGCCUAUCCCAGAGUUCAAUGGGGUUUGUAGAUUACAUUUGAGUGCCGGAUAGUAUUAAACAUACAAUUCACUCCUUAUUCUUCUAAUGAAACCGGUCGAUGAAUAGAUAUUACUUAGGUUUUUUUUCUAUGACAAUUUAAUGAUUCAAUUGUAAAAAAUGAAAAACAUUAUAAAGAAUGAAUAAUAAAAAAAAAAAAAGCCAGGUAUAAUUUCUCCCAUAAACGCAUGAUUGGUCUGGUAAGAUCUGUAUCUGACAUUUUCUACGGUUGUCUGCAAGCUUGUGUGACGUUCGGUUCAUGUUAAUCCCUUGUGCCAAACUUAUGAUAAAUAACAGAUUACUUUCAUUUAUUCUCCCGUUUUGAGGGACCAGAUUUGUUUUUGUUUGUUUGUUUAUGUCGUUGUUUUGUUUAUAAUCGAUUUUAAAAAGUAAUCAGCAAGUUGAGGUACUUUGUUUUAAUGCUUUCUACAAUGUAACUGUUAUGCAUUUCAAUUCAAUACUGUGGGAGGAACAACUAAGAAAUAAAGGACUACAAUGUGGAUUGA
This is a messenger RNA of Sebastes umbrosus (honeycomb rockfish), 5977 nucleotides long. It is a transcript of the gene mecom, whose product is annotated as MDS1 and EVI1 complex locus. Bases 958 to 4197 code for a protein of 1079 amino acids. Gene Ontology annotation, biological process: regulation of transcription by RNA polymerase II. NCBI's taxonomy places the organism in Eukaryota, Metazoa, Chordata, Actinopteri, Perciformes, Sebastidae. The record is from RefSeq and is a predicted model, not a curated record. Gene Ontology annotation, molecular function: DNA-binding transcription factor activity; RNA polymerase II cis-regulatory region sequence-specific DNA binding. Gene Ontology annotation, cellular component: nucleus. The transcript has 17 exons.